AUGUCUCCUUUCUCGAAGUCCAAUCAUCGCAGCAAACCCGCAUCCCUCUCGCUCUCCAGCUCUGGCUCCACGCACUCCGCUUACACAUCCAUCUCCUCAUUCUCGUCUCCCUCGUCCUCAGUCUGUUCACCCUCGUCCUCACAUUCGCGCCAGGACACGGAGGAGAGCAUACAGAGCACCCUUCACCCGCCCAGUGUCGACUCGGGCUACGCGUCGAGCUCAGAGAGCCGUGGCUACCUCUCGCCCCACCCCGAUUACAUGCUCUCCCGUACAUAUGAAAAUUGGAAGAUCGCCGACGCGGCGACACAACGCCUGUUCGUCGACCUCAAGUCACUCGAGGAGUGCAAGGAGCAACUGCGGAGAGCAAACAAGCGGAGGGUACAGGAACCGAAGAGUCCGAAUCCGAAGCGCAAACCGUCCCUUCUUACAAUGCCCUUCAGGAAAAGGCCCGUCGAGCAGCCGCCCGUGACACUCCCCCCUCGUUCUCCUAGUCCGACACGAGACGACCUCCCCACCGUAGAGCAUCUUCAAGCUCAGAUUGACAUUCUCACGAAGCGGAUCGAGGCGACGCAGUCGGCGUCGGAGCGGUUGGAUGCAUGUUUUGAAGAGCUGCGGAAAGUGUUAGACGACGGGAGACCUACUUCGUGGAGGAGCUUCACGAGCAGCUCCAGCGAAGACGGCUACCCUUCGGGCCAUAACUUCGCAGACGAUUACACGCGCGCACGGAGGACAGUCGCAGCUCGCGACCAGGCGUAUAGUGACAGCAAGGCGAUGACGGCGGCCAUGCAGCACGCGUGCCAUGCGAUCCAGUCUGCGCAUCACCAUUACCGGCAGGCGAUGGACCUGCUCGACGCGGUGUGUAGCCCGAACAAACACAGGUGGGAGGCGGUCAUGGGCGAUGAGCAGAGUAGGCAAGAGACGUAUCGCGAGGCGGCGGACUGGGCGCAGAAGGCGCAGAUCUGCUUCAACGAAUGUGUGCGGUCGCUCACGCCACAUUGGGAGCUCCUCAAGCAGGACGAGCUCCAAGACUGCAAGGACAUUGAGCAGACUGGGCUCCUCCAAGCUGUCCAGCUCUACAAUCUCAUGUACGGCGGCAAGGUCCUGCAGAUGGGCAUCACACAGCAAGUGCAAGUGAUGAUCCAGAAGCAGGACGCGAUGUUCGAGCGGCUGACCAACUUUGCGGUCUGGGUCCAGAACUGCACGCAGGAGUGCAGCGUAGUCGAGCUCGAGGGGCGCGAGAAGCGCGAUGCAGCACGACGGCACCUCGUCGAGCUCUGGGUCAAGGCGGACAAGGAAAACGAGAAUUUCUCGCUCGUCGCGCCGAGCAUGAGCGUGCAUGUGGGCUCCGGUAACGCCUAUUGAUCUGACGCGUGGUGAUCGUGACCAUUCUCUCGUGGUGCUGUGCGGUCUUUGGUAUGGUUUCGCUUUAUAUGAGAUUUUCAUCCUCGCUGUGUAGAGGGGCAAGUCAUCGGGCUCCCCGCUCGAUGCCCUCGUCUUAUGCCAUUAGCACUCGACGUUCUCUGCUUUACGCUGACUAUGCGUAUCUUAUUUUCCUUCGCCUUCACCAUGUUCAUACUGGUUGCUUUCGUAGCUCGUUGCCCCAUUUUCAGCCUAACACUCCCGUUGACCAUCGCGCCUGAUCCCCGGCUCCAUCAUCUAUCCUGAGGUGCUAUAUGCGUAAUCAGUUGUUCACCUCACUUAUCUCCUUGUUGUAUCGGCUGUAGGAUACUGGUGUGGAAGCUACCAAGAUGUCUUGUUGCUCGUUCG
Molecule: messenger RNA, 1767 nt
Organism: Dichomitus squalens LYAD-421 SS1
Lineage: Eukaryota; Fungi; Basidiomycota; Agaricomycetes; Polyporales; Polyporaceae
Exons: 7
Coding region: 1-1362 (453 amino acids)
Source: RefSeq, a predicted model, not a curated record